UCAGCAAACAUUUAAAAAGCGCAUCAUGGUUUUAUGGUUGCUUACCAGUCUGCUGCUGGAGGUUGUUGCCGUUGCAGGUGUAGCCCUGGACCCCUGCUCUGCCUACAUCAGCCUGAAUGAACCGUGGAGGAACACAGACUACCACGUCAACCAGUCCUCCAGCGGGCCCCUGUGUGACAGCCACGUGUCUGGAGAAUGGUACCGCUUCACGGGCAUGGCCGGGGACGCCAUGCCCACCUUCUGCAUCUCUGAGAAUCACUGCGCCACACACGCUCCCAUCUGGCUCAACGGCAGCCACCCACAACCCCAGGAGGGCAUCGUCACCCUGCCUGUGUGUGCCAGCUUCAACGACAACUGCUGCCAGUGGAAUGCCAGUGUGGACGUGAAGGCCUGCAGCGGAGGGUACUUUGUAUAUCGCCUGCCCAGACCCUCUGUCUGCUUCCAAGUUUACUGUGGCCAUUUCUAUGACAUCUGUGAUGAGGUGGACUGUGUAGGUCCCACAUGUCCCCAGUCUGACUGUCUCUGUACACCUGGAUUUGUCCUGGGACCGGACAGACAGACAUGCCUGGAUGUAAAUGAGUGUGAGAAGGGCAACGGUGGCUGUGCAGAGGUGUGUGUGAACACCAAAGGCUCCAGACGCUGUGAGUGUGUGCCGGGCCGUGUGCUGGACAAGGACGGACACAGCUGCAGAGAGAUAGCCGGCUGUCAUGUUAACAAUGGAGGCUGCAGCCAUGGCUGCUCCUCACUGCUGGACUCCUAUCAGUGCCAUUGUCCCAGAGGGCUGGAGCUGGGGGAGGAUAAACGCACAUGUCAGGUGCCAGUCCAGUGUGAUUCCGGCUCUAUAGUUGUGUCAGUUCCUAAGGACCUGGUCGAAGGCCUGGAGCUCACCCUGUCCAACUCGUCUUGUCGAGGUGUCUCCAAUGGCACCCACAUAAACCUCAGCUUCAGCCUCAAGACCUGCGGCACGGUGGUGGAGGUGACAGAUGACAAGAUUGUGGGGACCAACCUGGUGACGGGCCUCCCGAGGAACAGCCCAGGCAGCAGCAUGGACUUGAUCGUCCGCACCAGCAAGUUAGUGCUCCCGGUCACCUGCGAGUUCCCGAGGGAAUACCAAGUGUCGGACGGAUACCAGGCCAGUCAGCGCAGCUCGGCCCUGGAGCUGGCAGGCCACAGCAAGGGAGUCUUCCCCUUCUCCCUGGAGCUCUUCAAGAGCGCAGAGUUCUCGGAGCCCUACCAAACCCCGCCCCAGCUCCGCCUGCACGACUCCCUGUUCUUCGGGGUGGAGCCGAGGGAGAGAGUGGAGGGCCUCUCUGCACUGGUGGAGAGCUGCUUCGCCACACCAGGGCCAAACGCUGACCAGGCCCUCAAGUAUUACCUCAUCAAAGACGGGUGUAUCUCUGAUGAAACUGUGACACAGUACUCAUCAAAGGACCAGCUCUCUAAGCACUACCAGGUCCCCGUCUUCAAGUUUGUUGGCAAGGACAACAAACAAGUGUUCCUCCACUGCCAGGUGUUGGUAUGCGGGGCGGGGGACUCCCACUGCUCUCAGCAUUGCCGGGGGCGUGUCCGCCGCCAGGCUCGGACCAAACCUCAGGAGAAACACACACUGAGUGGAGGCCCCAUCUUCAUCCUGCCUGAUCUGUGAUGCUAACAUAUCACCAUCAACACACACAGUCAGAAACAACACCAUGCAGAGUCACAUUAACUUUAAAGCAGAUGAACUGACCAUUUCAGUUUAUUUAUUUAAAUACACAUAUACAUCGUAUACAUGCAGAUGUACAGUAUAUACACUCUAGUUUAUCCCUAGUUCCAGUGUCAGUUACAUUGCUUUAGAUUCUGUGUAUUACAAUACAACCAAGUUUGUGGUGUGUCACUGCCACUUUGCCACAAGUGAAUGACAUUUCUAUUAGAACUCAUUCUAAUAUAAAUGUAGAAAAGGGGCCACAUUUGAUUUGUAACAACUGCAGCAUGAAUGAUGUUUUUCUAGGUCACACUUUGAGGCAUUUCUCAGGCUUGAUUACAGUUUAAGGAAUGUGUAGAUUUAUAGAAGUUGUUUAUAUUUCACACCAUCACUGACUUAAAAAAAUACAUGAACUCCGAUAGAUGUAUUCUCAUUUGCUCAUUUGCAUGCCAGUGCUGUGGGAAAGAGAUAUCAGUGUGCCGAGCCUGAAAAUGAUGCAUACGCUUCGUCACUGACAAUUAAUCCAGAGUUAAUCACGUCAUUUGAACUGCAAUUAGUCAUGUAUUCAUUAAUAAAAACAAACAAAACACUAGCAAAUAACUUAAAUUAAAAAAACACCAGCUGUAAUAGGCAUCACAUUCAUUUGACACUGACUUAAGCUCUAAGCAGACUACCUUGAUAAAUAGCAUCACGCAACAUAGCGUCAUAGUUGAUAAAUUGUGUCUCUCCAUCUAGAGGAAAUUAAUCCAACUACAAUAUCCUUCCCAUCAGGCACUUUGUUUGGAGUCAUCAUAGUAAUUUAUGGUAAUGGAGUCAUAGAGGCCUAAAAAUGGCCUAAUUUGAAAUGGAGUAUGGAGAGUAAUAUGCAUACGCAGUUAAUUACGAUUUGGAAAGUCAUAUCCAGACACCUAAUAUAUGUCAGUACUGCUUAUGAAUAAAACCUGUAAAAAAACUGUUAA
Molecule: messenger RNA, 2640 nt
Organism: Trematomus bernacchii (emerald rockcod)
Lineage: Eukaryota; Metazoa; Chordata; Actinopteri; Perciformes; Nototheniidae
Gene: oit3
Product: oncoprotein induced transcript 3
Exons: 9
Coding region: 26-1645 (539 amino acids)
Molecular function (GO): calcium ion binding
Source: RefSeq, a predicted model, not a curated record